AUGAAAGACCAGGCAAAAUUUAUGAUUUCCCAGAUGUGGCCAGAAUUUGCAGAAGAGAUCCAGUACAGGAGAAAUAUUGCAGUCCUGCAAAAAGCCAAGCAAAACAGUGGAGAGAAAUCAUGGAACCUUCAUAUUAAACACUUUACCAAAAUUAGGGAGAAUACCAUGAUUGUGAUUGGCAUUGGCAGUGAGAGGGCCUACAAGGAAAGUGAGGGUAUGGAGUGUGAUAUUGUGGGUGGAGCUGAAGGAAACCUGCCAAACAAUACCAGAUAUAUUAGAGGGUACUACAUAAUUCUCAUAGUAACAAAGUCAAAAGAAAAAAAAAAGGUUUUUGAGAGGUCCACCACAAUCAUGGUGAAUAGAACUGAAAAAUUUGAAGCCGAGCGGUGGGCUCACCUUCCAGAAAUAAAAAAAAACUUUUAUGUUGAAGACCCAGAUGUAAAAGCAAUGAAUAGUAAGCAAGUGCAGAAAUUUAGGGAAGAAAACUUUAAUAUUAGUGUAAGUCUUUGCAACCCCGAGAGUGAAAUUGAUAUCCCAAAUCCAGUGCACACCUUCAAUCAAGCCUUUCACAAUUAUCCUGAAAUUUUGAAAGAAAUUGAGAAACAAGGAUUUGAGCAUCCUACACCUAUACAAUGCCAGUCAUGGCCCAUCCUCUUGAAAGGACAUGAUAUGAUUGGUAUUGCACAGACAGGGACUGGAAAGACCUUGGCUUUUAUCUUGCCAGCCUUGAUACACAUAGUUCACCAACCUGUCCCAAGGUGGGAGCGUCCGGGACCCACGUGCCUUGUUUUGGCUCCCACAAGAGAAUUGGCUCAGCAAAUUGAGAAAGAAGUUACAAAAUAUCAAUACCAGAAUAUCAGAUGUGUGGUUGUAUAUGGCCAAGGAGACAAGAGGCAACAAAUCCGUCAAAUCAAUGCUAAAGCAGAGAUUGUUGUUGCUACCCCGGGGAGACUUAAUGAAUUCAGUGAGAAAGAAAUUAUCAACCUGAGUGGUGUCUCAUACCUAGUCUUAGAUGAGGCUGAUCGCAUGCUAGACAUGGGGUUUGAGCCGCAGAUUAGGAAGAUCAUAUUAGACAUUCGACCAGAUCGCCAGAGUGUUUUAACAAGUGCAACUUGGCCUGAAGGUGUUCGCAGCUUAGCUGCUAAACUCUUGAAAAAUCCUAUACAUGUUGUUGUGGGAAGCCUUGACUUGCAGGCUGCAAGUACAGUAUCACAGCAAGUAAUAAUCUGUAAAGAAGAAGAAAAGAGAGAUAAGUUGCUGGACUUCAUUAACAGAUUAGGUGAAGAAGAUAAAGCCAUAGUGUUUGUGGGCAGGAAGAGCAUGGUGGAUUAUCUGUCAGUGGAGAUGAUGGAAGAAGGAAAAUGUGUACAAAGCAUGCAUGGGGAUAGAGAACAAGAAGAGAGAGAGAAGGCUCUAAGUGAUUUGAAGAGUGGCAGAGUAAGAGUCCUCCUUGCAACAGAUGUUGCAGCUCGUGGAAUUGAUGUUAUUGAUAUUACUUACAUCCUGAAUUUUGACUGCCCACGUGACAUGGAGGAGUAUGUGCAUCGCAUUGGACGAACAGGAAGGGCUGGCCGUCAAGGACAUGCCUGUACUUUCAUUACCUGGAAAGACUGGAAAAAUGCUGGCAAGCUCAUUGAAAUUUUGGAGAAGUCGGGUGAGGAGGUUAAUCGUGAACUUUACCGCAUGAAAGAACGUUGGGAGAAGACCAAGGAGGAGCGUGGACUACAGGAUCGAUGGGGACGAUACAGUCACACAGCCCAGAGAGAAGGGGGUCAUAGAUGGUAG
Penaeus indicus is the source of this 1785-nucleotide messenger RNA. RefSeq names its product probable ATP-dependent RNA helicase DDX43. The coding region runs from base 1 to 1785 and encodes 594 amino acids. The transcript has 12 exons. The record is from RefSeq and is a predicted model, not a curated record. NCBI's taxonomy places the organism in Eukaryota, Metazoa, Arthropoda, Malacostraca, Decapoda, Penaeidae. Gene Ontology annotation, molecular function: RNA helicase activity; RNA binding; ATP binding.